GCUUGGCAAUCUCCUCCUUUCCAGAUGCAAGGCUAAAAAGAUAUAAAUUAUUUUGCAAUCUGACAACUCCCGACCUCUGAGACGACGCCGAUGACGUCACGGGAGACCAGCGGAUUCCCCCGUGUGCCCAGCAAUCGGCGGAGCCUUGACUGCCUUCUAUAUAAUCUUCGAUCGAGAAACACUUCGCCACAAUCUGCCUUCACAUCCAAGCUAAAGGUCUAACUCCUACGCCUCCAACCUUCUUACAAAGAUGGUCAGUGAAAAGUCUUCAGUGACGGUGACAGUGCUCGUGGUGUCCCUGGCGGGCCUCGCCCUUGCCUCCGAGACCAGACAUUACGCCCCAGACACAGGCGUCCUUGGGGUCGUGGGCGGCCUCCAUGGUGCUGGGGUUGUGGGUAGCGUAGGACACGGCCUCAAUGCUGGACUGGGACACGCUCUAGAUGCUGGACUGGGCCUCGGACACGGCCUGGAUUCCGCUGUCGGAGUGGGACACGGCGCGGCAUCUGGCUUCGGAGCGGGACUGGGCGUGGGUGCCGGCGUGGGCGCAGGAUACGGCCAGUGCAAGAACUGGUGCAAGGCCCCCACAGGCAAGUACGAGUGCUGCGACGACCUCAAGCCCGGCCACUGCCCACCCGUCCGCCCCACAUGCCCCUCCGUCAGGAGCGUCCUCCCUCCCACGCCGUGCACUAACGACGCCUACUGCCCCGGCGCCGACAAGUGCUGCUACGACACCUGCCUCGAGUACCGCACCUGCAAGCCCAUCAGCGCCUUCUACUGAGGCAACAAACUCUAGUCACGGGAGCUGCAACGCUGCAGGUCCUAUUAAGACAAACACACUCCAUACGAGCUAAAAGGCCAGUCAGACAACCAUAACAAUAAAGAAAAACCUUUA
Molecule: messenger RNA, 892 nt
Organism: Penaeus chinensis
Lineage: Eukaryota; Metazoa; Arthropoda; Malacostraca; Decapoda; Penaeidae
Exons: 2
Coding region: 251-778 (175 amino acids)
Cellular component (GO): extracellular region
Molecular function (GO): peptidase inhibitor activity
Source: RefSeq, a predicted model, not a curated record